AAAUUCUCUUUUUAUACAUAGUACGUCAUGGGUUUUUUUUUUUGUUUAUCACUGCCCAGAAGCCAGAUCAUCGACAGAGGAUCAAAUUUGUAUGAACUCUUUCAGAAGACAGAAUGAAUCAAACCUCCUGUGCUAAUUUCAAUCUACCAAUAGACUAUGAAAACAGAUUCCUGCCUUCUGUUUUCAUUGUAGUGUUCAUCGUUGGUCUGGUCGCUAAUGGAUGGGGACUGAAGUCAUUGCUACAGAAAUGGAAGAAACUAAAGAUCAUCAAUGUCUUUGUUCUCAACCUUGGACUUGCAGACAUUUUGUAUCUGGUCACACUACCAUUUUUGGUGGUGUACUACUUCAUGGAGAGUAAAUGGAUCUUUGGAGACACAUUCUGUAAGAUAACAAGAUUCUGCUUCAACCUGAAUCUAUAUGGCACCAUUGGUUUCCUUACUUGUAUAAGUGUAUACAGGUAUCUGGCUGUCGUCCAUCUGAGAGUGAUGGGAGGAAUAACUGUCACCCACUCUGUGGCUGUCUCAGUUAUGAUUUGGCUGUUGGUGGGAGUUCAGAGUCUUCCAGACAUGUUCUACACCAAGACAUAUGGAAACACCACUGGGAAAUGCUUCGAUACCACCUCCCAAGCCUAUGUUGAGGAUUAUCUGAAAUACAGCCUUGGAUGGACAUUCACUGGGUUUUGUAUCCCAUCUCUCAUCACACUAGCCUGCUAUGGACACAUAGCUGUAGUUUUAUGGACAAUGAAGAGAACUGACAAGGUACAGAAGCAGAGAAGUUUGAGGUUGUUGUUUAUUUUGAUCCUUCUCUUCUCUGUUUGUUUCAUCCCACAUCAUUUAUUCAAGAAUCUCAACCUCUGGUCAAGAGUUCUGUCCAAACAGAAGAUAUGCCAUGAAUGGCGUGAUAGAGUCUACAUCGCUCAUCAGAUAAGUCGUGGCCUUAUGUGUCUGAACAGUGCUCUCAACCCUCUGGUUUACCUGCAUGGAAAUGAAGAAAUUCCUGCUCAGCUCAGACAGCUGCUCCAGCGAGCUCGUCAGAUGAUCAGCCAUAUGUUUCUGUCAAACUCUGGCUCUGUGACUGUGGCACAAACUACAGAUGAGGUUUAACAUAAAUAAACAUGUUAGUAAAUCUAAAAAAAUCGAAACAUCUGUGCUGUUUGCCCAUGAACAUUGUAACAUUGUAGAAGUUAAAUAACAACAUUUAAUGACAAGGAUUUGUUCUUAACCCUUGUGUUGUCCUCUGGGUCAAAGUGACCUGGUGGCUGACAAUGUGCCUUCGUGUUUGUGUGUGUGUAUGUGUGUGUGUGUAGUAGGAUUUGUUGACAUUCGUGAUUCUGAAGCGGUUAUCUUUUGUUUUUGAAUAAUAGUAAGAUAGAAAAAAGUAUACGGAAUACAAAGGGCAACGGGAGGGUUAAGAUUGUCUGGCAUCUUUAUUUAUAGUCUACUGUUAAUUUUGUAUACUUCCUCAAAAAUUAACUUGUUUUGUUCUUUGUAUUUGUUGUUGUAUUUGAUCUUUUAUUUGCUGUUACUGUGCAGAAAAAGUAAAAAUAAACUGAAUAACUAAUUCACUUAUUGAGUGUGUGAAGAGAUAAUAUUAACACUGUGUGGUUUGGGGGUGGGGAUGCUCAGUGACAUACAGGAAGUGUACAGUUUUCUGUAGGAGCUUCACUUUCACUUAUCUAAUAAUUAGUAUUUCUUCUUUAUAAUGAAAAUUACAGCUUCACAGAGUCAGCAGAGGGGCAGCAGACUCUUAUCUUGUUUUGCAGUUUGCUUAU
Molecule: messenger RNA, 1771 nt
Organism: Lates calcarifer (barramundi perch)
Lineage: Eukaryota; Metazoa; Chordata; Actinopteri; Centropomidae
Product: P2Y purinoceptor 1-like
Exons: 1
Coding region: 114-1103 (329 amino acids)
Biological process (GO): G protein-coupled receptor signaling pathway
Cellular component (GO): membrane
Molecular function (GO): neuropeptide receptor activity
Source: RefSeq, a predicted model, not a curated record